AUGGCCGAACGAAAGAGACUCGUCGUUGUCGGCCUGGGCAUGGUCGGCCUAGCCUUCGUAGAAAAGAUAUUGAAGUUGGAUGCGCGAUCCAACCAGUACACAAUCACAAUUAUCGGCGACGAGCCGUACUUAGCUUACAACCGUGUGGGCCUGACAAGUUUCUUCGACCACCGCAAGAUUGAAAACCUAUACCUUAACCCUGAAGAAUGGUACCGCAACGCCCCUGAAGGAGCACUUGGUUAUCAUGUGAAUACCAAAGUCACCGCCAUAGACUCCCAGGCAAAGACAAUAGCAUGCUCUAACGGUGAGGUCGUGCCAUAUGACAUCCUGGUCCUCGCCACCGGUUCAGAUGCUGUGCUUCCAAGACACAUUCCCGGUCACGACGCAACGGGCGUUUUCGUGUACCGCACAAUUGACGACCUCAACAAAUUGAUUGCCUUUUCCGCCACCCGAAAAGGUACUGACGGAGCAGUCGUAGGUGGCGGCUUGCUCGGUCUGGAAGCUGCCAAGGCUAUGGUUGACCUGGAAUGCUUCAACAGAGUUAAGAUCAUCGAGAGGAAUCGCUGGGUACUGAGCCGACAGGUCGACCAAGAUGCGGGCGCCAUGGUGGUGGACCAGGUUCGGAACCUGGGUCUCGAGAUCCUUCUUAGCAGAAGGGUUGGUGAGAUCGAGACCACUGAAGACAACCAUGUCAAGGGUGUUUUGUUUGAAGAUGGCGAGCGUCUGGAUUGUUCAGCUGUAUGCUUUGCCAUCGGUGUGCGGCCUAGAGAUGAGCUAGCCCGGAGCGCCGGCAUCAAGUGUGCGGACCGUGGUGGUGGCAUCAUCGUCAACGAUGACUUGAGCACUAGCAUCUCCGACAUUUACGCCAUCGGCGAGUGCGCCAGCUGGCAAGGAAUGGCAUAUGGUCUGAUCGGUCCUGGUGUUGAGAUGGCCGAUGUUCUCUCCUUUAACCUGACACAAGCCAAACUGCACCAGCCGCGUUCAUUCAAGAGGCCAGAUCUCAGCACCAAGCUCAAGCUUCUCGGCGUUGACGUGGCCAGCUUCGGCGACUACUUUGCCGACACAGACGGACCGAAAUUCUUACCUCCCAAAGCGGCUAGGAAAACGAAAAAGCUUGACGAGCAGAGCACUAUCGAGACGUUGACUAACGGCCUUCCUCCUGCCCCUGUCAAGGCGCUCACAUACCGUGACCCGUUUCAAAACAUUUACAAGAAGUACAUCUUCACCGAAGAUGGCAAGUAUCUCCUUGGCGGUAUCAUGAUUGGCGAUACGAAAGACUACAUCAAGCUCGUGCCGUUGGUCAAGAACAUGAAGGAGCUGGAUGUUCCUCCUAGCGAACUCAUCCUAGGCGCCAAGAAAGAGGGCGAAGACGAUGGCGACGACCUGACGGAUGAUACCCAGAUCUGCUCAUGCCACAACGUGACAAAAGGAGACGUCGUUAACUCGGUCAAGGACGGCACCUGCAAGACCAUCGGCGAGGUCAAGGCCUGCACUAAAGCCGGAACGGGCUGUGGUGGUUGCAUGCCGUUAGUCACAACCAUCUUCAACAAAACCAUGUUGUCCAUGGGUAAUGAGGUUAAGAACUACCUUUGCGCACACUUCAACUACUCCCGUGCCGACCUAUACAACAUCAUUCUCGUCAAAAAACUCAAGAAAUUCGAGGACGUCAUGCGUGAGGCCGGAAAUGACCCCGCCUCCCUUGGUUGCGAGGUCUGCAAGCCUACCUGCGGCAGCAUCUUCGCCUCAUUGUGGAACCGUCACGUCAUGGACACCCCAAUGCACGGUUUGCAAGAGACCAACGACCGCUUCCUCGGCAACAUCCAGCGCAACGGCACAUACAGUGUCGUUCCCCGUGUGUCUGCUGGUGAGAUUACCCCUGAUAAGCUCAUCGUCAUCGGCCAGGUGGCGAGCAAGUACAACCUGUACACCAAGAUCACUGGUGGGCAGCGUAUCGAUAUGUUUGGCGCCAAGAAGCAGGAUCUCCUUGACAUUUGGAAGACACUGGUUAACGCCGGCAUGGAAUCCGGCCAUGCAUACGCCAAGUCUCUCAGAACAGUCAAGAGUUGUGUCGGCACAACGUGGUGCCGUUUCGGUAUUGGCGACAGUGUCGGUAUGGCCGUCCGGUUGGAGGAGCGGUACAAGAGUAUUCGCGCGCCGCACAAGAUCAAGGGUGGUGUCAGCGGCUGUGUCCGCGAGUGCGCUGAAGCCCAAAACAAGGACUUCGGUCUUAUUGCUACUGAGAAGGGGUUCAACAUCUUCGUUGCCGGCAACGGUGGCGCCAAGCCCAAGCACUCGGAACUCCUCGCAAAGGAUGUUCCUCCAUCCGAGGUCAUCCCUAUCAUCGACAGAUACCUUAUGUUCUACAUCCGCACUGCCGAUAAGCUGCAGCGAACGGCUCGCUGGCUUGAGAACCUCCCCGGCGGCAUCAAGUAUUUGCAGGAGGUCGUCCUGGAAGACAAGCUUGGCAUUUGCGCCUCUCUAGAGGCUCAGAUGCAGGAGCUUGUCGACAGCUUCUUCGAUGAGUGGGCUGAGGCCAUCAAGAACCCCCAUAUCGCAGCCAAGUUCAAGCAGUUCAACAACACCGAGGAGACUGUCGAGCACAUGGAGGUCGAGCUCGAUCGUGACCAGCCCCGCCCGGUCUACUGGGCCAAGGAGUCGGUCAAAGAAGACUUCAAGAGCCUCAUCAACAAGUGGACCAGCAUGGCAUGGCAGCCAAUGUUACCGGCGAGUCACUUCUUCGGGGCCGACGAGACUCCCAACGGUAUCUCGGCGACGGUCAAGCGCGGCGACACUCAGCUGGCCAUUUGGCGCAUCCGUGGCAAGUACUACGCAACGCAGCAGAUGUGCCCCCACAAGCGCUCGUUCGUGCUAUCAGACGGCCUCAUCGGCGAGGACCUGGGUACCGACACUUGCGAUGAUGCGAAGAAGCCCGACUCGUCGUGCAGCACCAACGGCACGGCCAAGCGAUCUGCCCCAUGGGUGUCUUGCCCAUACCACAAGCGCAACUUCGACCUCGCCAACGGUGACUGCAAGAACGAUGAGGAGGUCAGCAUUGCCACAUUCCCUGUAGAGGAGCGCCCUGACGGCAUGAUCUACCUUAAGCUGCCUCCAGUCGAGGAGCUUGACGCCGCGCUGGGCACGGCCAAGUGGAUGGUGAAGAAGGGCGAGGCCGGCAGCUCGCCGUUUGAGCAGCUGGACAAGAAGAUUAACUUCAAGGGGCACCGCGCCAAGAAGCCCGGUGUGAAGCCGUUGGCGCCGCUCAAGAUGCAGAAGCCGGCACAGUUACUGGUCGGCGGUGGUUGCGGAAGUGCGCCGGAUUGGUAG
Messenger RNA from Colletotrichum truncatum, 3324 nucleotides. Its product is annotated as nitrite reductase. The record is from RefSeq and is a predicted model, not a curated record. Lineage: Eukaryota; Fungi; Ascomycota; Sordariomycetes; Glomerellales; Glomerellaceae. Gene Ontology annotation, molecular function: 2 iron, 2 sulfur cluster binding; nitrite reductase [NAD(P)H] activity; heme binding.